AUGGCCCUGGUGGGUUAUGGGUACUGGUUGGAGAAAGAGGAGGUGGGGCUACAAAUCUCUGACUCGCACCUAAAGCUGUCAGUGGCGCCCUGGGGGCCCUCAGGCGUCAGCCAGCACGGUCACCUUGGAUUGGUGGACGUGCAGGCGGGAGAGAAUGUGGAGAUGCCCUCCACCCCAUCACCAUCAUCACCCUGCUGCGCUCUGAAGCACCCUGCAGCGUGGCAUCCCGGUGAGGUGUCGGUCAAGAGGGCGGAGUUGGCCAUUUUCAACUCCAACACAACCAUCAAGUUUGCUGACGACACAGCUGUGGCAGGCCUGAUCACAGAUAACAGUGAAAAGACCUAUCUGAGGGAAGUAGAGGACCUGACCUGCUGUUGUCAGGAUAACAAACUCCUCCUGAAUAUUCUGAGGAAUUUCUACCCUUGCACCAUCAGGAGUGUCCUGAUAGGGAACAUCACUGCCUGGUACAGAAACAGUGCCGAACAGGACCACAAGGCCCUGGUUUUGGUGAGUGAGGACUCGGACGGAGAGGGAGUGGUGGCUCACUUCCCAGCCCAUGACAAACCCAUAUCCUGCAUGCAAUUCAACCCCAGUGGAAUGCUGCUGGUGACUGCCGACACUCUGGGCCACGAUUUUCACGUCUUCCAGAUUCUCACCCACCCAUGGGCGUCCUCACAGAGCGCUGUUCACCAUCUCUAUACCCUGCAUCGUGGGGAAACUGAGGCCAAGGUCCAGGACAUGUGUUUCAGCCAGGAUAGCCGCUGGGUAGCCAUCAGCACCCUCCGCGGCACCACCCAUGUAUUUCCCGUAAACCCCUACGGCGGUGCACCCUGUGCCCGAACUCACAUGUCCCCGCGGGUGGUCAACCGGAUGUCACGCUUCCAAAAGAGCGCCGGCCUGGAAGAGAUCGAGCAGGAGCUGAACAGGGCGGCUGCGUUAGGAGGAGGGGCAGGAGGAGGAGGAGGAGGCGGCAUAGGAGGAGGUGGCUGCAUCCUGGGUGGAGGAGGAGGCAUCGGAGGCCGCUGUAGCCCCAUACCUGGUCUGUCUAGCAGCCCCUCGGGGUCUCCACUGCAUGGCAAGCUGAGCAGCCAGGAUUCAUACAACAACUUCACCAAUAACAAUAUGGGCAACCCGCGGCUGUCCCCGCUGCCCAGCCUCACUGUGGUGCUGCCUCUGGCUCAGAUCAAACAGCCCAUGACCCUUGGCACCAUCACCAAACGCACUGGCAAAGCUAAGCCACCCCCUCAGAUCUCCCCGAGCAAGUCCAGUGGAGGAGAGUUCUGUGUGGCUGCCAUCUUUGCCUCGCCUCGCUCCUGGUUCAUCACCAACCCCAAUAUGAAAAGAGAGAAAGAUCAGUCCAGGCAGUCGGUUGUUGACUCGCUGUACAUCAUCAGUUGCUAUGGUAACUUAGUGGAGCAUGUCCUGGAGCCUCGGCCAAUUAGCACCGCUCAAAAGAUUAGCGAUGACACACCUUUGGAACUCAGCACCUGUCCAAGGGCCUGCUGGACUUUAGCCAGGACUCCACAGUGGAAUGAGCUGCAGCCACCCUUCAACUCUAACCACCCGUUGGUGCUGGCCUCAGACCUGGUGCAGUACUAUCAGUAUCUUCUGGCUGCAAUGCCUCCAGGAAGCCCAGGCCCAAUCACGCGCCACGAGUCGUCAGACAGCCUGGCGUCGGGCCACAGUGGCCAGGAGGACGAGGAGUGGCUUUCUCAGGUGGAGAUUGUGACCCAUACAGGGCCCCACCGGCGCCUGUGGAUGGGCCCCCAGUUUCAGUUUAAGACCAUUCACCCUUCAGGUCAGACCACAGUAAUCUCCUCCUCGUCCUCAGUCCUUCAAUCCCAGGGUCCCACUGAUGUCCAGCAGCCCCUGUUGGACUUUGACACAGAUGACCUGGACCUACACAGCCUCAGGAUCCAGCCGGUACGUUCAGAGCCAGUCAGCAUGCCCGGCUCGUCACGGCUGGUGCCUGAUCGCAGAGGACAGUCCAACAUCAUGGACUCAGGAUCAGGUCCGUUUGACGGGCGGGGUGUGACUCUGCUGGAAGUAUAUGGUAGCUGGCCGGAGAGCUUCAGCGUGCCGCGGCACAACGUAGGCUCAGCGGAUGCCAGCGACGAAGGCCUCCGGGAGAGACUGGCCGACGCCAUGUCUGAGUCACCCUCCAGGGAUAUAGUAGGAUCUGCUACAGGUCAGUAG
This is a messenger RNA of Micropterus dolomieu (smallmouth bass), 2196 nucleotides long. Its product is annotated as BCAS3 microtubule associated cell migration factor-like. Lineage: Eukaryota; Metazoa; Chordata; Actinopteri; Centrarchiformes; Centrarchidae. Gene Ontology annotation, molecular function: protein binding. Bases 1 to 2196 code for a protein of 731 amino acids. Gene Ontology annotation, biological process: autophagy; response to starvation. The record is from RefSeq and is a predicted model, not a curated record. Gene Ontology annotation, cellular component: cytoplasm. The transcript is spliced from 15 exons.